AUGCAGCGGUCCUGCGCACUGCGCGAAGCAUUGGACCACUUUACCAGCACACAGUCUCGUCUGCAGAUCGUGUAUGCGACGGAUCCUGCGUGGGCGAGCCGGAAGCCCAAGCAUAUCGCCGUGCUUGACGCAUCCUUCAAUCCCCCGACUCACGCCCAUCUGGCACUUGCGAGCAUGCCGCUCAUUCCCGAUGAUCCACACGCUGCAUUUGAUACACACCUGCUGAUAUUCUCUGUGCGCAAUGCAGACAAAGGCAGCGGCCGCCCUGGAGAUGCGACUGCCUUGCAGCGUCUUGAAAUGAUGGAACUUUUUGCGAAACAGCUCGAACGGGACGUGCAGCGCACGACACAAAAAGAUGCGUGCGUUGCGAUUGCACUCGUCAACGAACCGCUUGUUUUCAGCAAGUCCACACUUGUGCGCGACUACUUUGGUGCAGCGCAUAGCCCAUUCCUCUACUGGCUCAUGGGCAGCGACACCAUCACGCGCGUUUUUCAAGCCCGGUAUUACGGGUCCGAGCAGGCCCUCAACGAGAAAUGCGAGCAAUUUUUCCGCGUAGAACAGUCUACAAUACUUUGUGCACAGCGCUCGUCGGAGUCGGUGCAUGACGGCACACAAAGAGCGGCGCACAGCGACGACGAUCAGGCACGGGCGCUCGCCGCGCUGCUGGAAAAAAGCGGCCCUUGCCGGUACUGGUACGAGCACGGCGCCAUUCAGCUGCGCACACUGGACACAGAAAUUGGGCGGCACAGCUCAACGGCCGUUCGCCGUUUUUUGCAGUACGGGGCCGAGACGCACAGCACACUGUCAGACAUGGUUCCGGGGGGGCUCGCCGGGUACUUGGUAGCGAAUUCCGUGUACAAACCAUGA
Malassezia vespertilionis is the source of this 867-nucleotide messenger RNA. Its product is annotated as nicotinamide-nucleotide adenylyltransferase. Gene Ontology annotation, cellular component: cytoplasm; nucleus. The coding region runs from base 1 to 867 and encodes 288 amino acids. Gene Ontology annotation, molecular function: nicotinamide-nucleotide adenylyltransferase activity; ATP hydrolysis activity. NCBI's taxonomy places the organism in Eukaryota, Fungi, Basidiomycota, Malasseziomycetes, Malasseziales, Malasseziaceae. The record is from RefSeq and is a predicted model, not a curated record. The transcript has a single exon.